Dreissena polymorpha is the source of this 1931-nucleotide messenger RNA. RefSeq lists its product as uncharacterized. The coding region runs from base 545 to 1153 and encodes 202 amino acids. NCBI's taxonomy places the organism in Eukaryota, Metazoa, Mollusca, Bivalvia, Myida, Dreissenidae. The record is from RefSeq and is a predicted model, not a curated record. The transcript is spliced from 2 exons.
GUGAGUAGACAUCACGGGAGGAUGGUACACGAGUCAGAUGUUCACUUUCUUCAUCCACUUAUAUUUCAAAUACUAGAGUGAGAAAAAUGGCUUCAAAUGAUGAAAGCUCAAUUCAUAAUGGAUAAGAUUGAUUUUUUGACUUUUCUUGCUCCAUCUGCCAGGAAAAGGACAUUGUGGCCAAUGUAUGGAGUACCAUAACCAUUUUGUCAAGAAGCAUGAAACUUUGGGGAGAGAAAACAUCAGCCAAUGGCCUCAAAACGAUGUGGAUGCACAUGAGCAAUCAAGUUCAUCCGACCAGCUGGUUUAGGAAUAUCAACCAGUUGUAGUAAGCAAGCCUGAUCCAAUCAUAAUAGUGACCAGUAGUAAGAAGUUCAAUGUUCACAUUAAGGGUGAUUUAUUCAAAUGUUCUAUAACUGGUAUCUGUGAGACAUCUAAUGGAGAACUCCUUAUCACAGACGGCUGGAACUGUAAAGUGAAGCUUCUAAAUCAGACCUACAAGGUGGUGAAUCACUUUGAGUUGCCUAAUUUACAGUAUCCAGUGUCCAUGUGCAGCAUUGACUCCAGUCUGGUAGCAGUUAUAACUUUUAAAAGCAGUAAUAUUUACUUCAUCAGAGUGACCAAUGGUCGGCUGGUACAAGACAGGGCACUGAACCUCCAACAUGACUGCUCUGGUAUUGCCCAUCACCACCGCAACCUGUACAUAACAUCAGGAACAGCCCUGUACCAGUACUCCUUAGAUGGGACACUGUUGAGAAAGUUGUAUGACGAUACAACAGGUCUUUUGAAAGGUAGCUCCUGUGCAGUUAAUCAUGAUGGAGAAAGGAUAUAUGUGGCCAGCAACAAGUCCAGAGACUUUCAACUGGUCACACUGUCCAGGGAUGGCAUAGUGAUCUCCAAACUGACUGACCGUGCACUGUUUUGGGUAGAACAAUUUCCACCUGGCCUCCAUGUGACAGAUUCAGGACAAGUUCUGGUAUGUUGCCAAUUUUCCAAGAUAAUCUUCCAGAUAGACAGAGAUGGAAGAAUGAAACUGGCAGAGGUGGUCAGAAGUACGAAUAAAGAGCCAUUAUCUGUCUUCUUCAGCAAACGCACAGGGUCACUCAUUAUGGGAAUGAGUGAUAACAAUAACAUUAAAGUGUUUAAGGCACAGUGACCGUUGGAAAAUGAUGAUAAAUCACAAUUUAGAUAUACAUCAGUAAAGGUGAUCAUUUAAACAGUAUUUCAAUUGGGUAUAUAUGUGCCAUUUGUCAUCAGUUAAAUGGUUCUAACAUUUAACAAAAUAUUAAAUUGAGGAUUUGUUAAUGAGUGUUAUUACUGGUAAUAAUGAUAUUAUUAUUUUGUUAAUUUGUUAUAAUUUAUAAAGUAUAAUAUGUUAUUUUACCAUUUAAAUAAGAAUUAUUAUAAAGUAAUGUUUAUUAUGCAUUUUGCAAACUGUUCCUUCUUGAAUAAUUUACUGAUAACAUGAUUAAAUCAAUUAUGCUCUAAUAAGAACUGUUACUGAAAUUGCUAAUUGGCCCCUAAUUAAGUAUUGUUCUGAAUGAAAAGUGUUAUAUUGUCAUUUAAAGAAGGUGAAAAUAGAAAACUUUUAUUUAUAUAUUUAAAGAACAGAUUAACAAACAUUUUAUCAUACCACCGCAUUGAUAUCUGCCUGAUAUAACGUUGCCUGAUGUAUUUUUUUAUAUCAUGGUCAACAGGAAGUUCUUAUAUCAGUCAAUGUUUGAAGUUACGUGGGAUUUGCAAUAAAGUCAACAAUUUCUAUCAACAUUAUUCAGGUUCAACAAAACAAACCAUUUGAUACCAAAAACGCAUAUAUUUUAUUCUAGUUUAAAGUCAUAAAUCACAAAAACGUUUAUUUUUUUUAAAAUAACCACAGCCUGCACUAUAAAGUUAAAUGACGUCAUCAAUGGGACAAUAAGUCUUAAAUAUCGAUA